UUCAACAAGUUUUACUAUCAAUAAACAUAUUGAUGAAAUCCACAAUUAUCAUAAUGCAAUAACUUUCUAAUAAUUAGUUUUCAAGAUAAUUUUGAAACUAAUGAUAUAUAUACUUUUUGUAAUAUCUGAUUUUCUUUAAUUUGACCUAUAAUAUAUAUUAUAUUUUUUUAAAGAUUAAAAUCAAAUUAUGAAUAUUGCACAAUUUAUUAAAAAUUUAGGGUAACACAAUUUAAUAUAUUUUAUCUUUUCUGUUUUCUUGUAUACCAAUAAUGAUGGAUUCGAUCUGAUCAUGAUUCAAAUAUUGACCUAAAAACUUUCUUUGAAUAUAUGGUAUAAUCUAAAUUAAUCAGAGAAAUGAUCAAAAGUGGUAUUUUAUUUCAAUGAUAAAUGUGCGAAUUCUGUAGUGCUACACAACUUGUGAUCAGUAUGUUGAGUCAGUAUCAAAGUUCAGUUUCUAAGUGAUAGAAUUUAGAAUAUUAUUGUGUAUUAACACAUAUUACAUGACUUAUAUUUCAUGAGAAUCAUUGUCAAAGAUUAAUAGAAUUGAACACAAUUUAUAAUAAUUCAAGUUCAAAGAUCCGACACUUCAACAUUCAAAUACAUGUAUAUGUCAAAAAUUGAUUGUUUGCAUAUUAAUGCAUUUUGGUGCAAAAAUGAAUUUGACACAUAAUUCAAGAUACAGUGGAUAUUCAUUUUUCCCUUAGAAUUUGAACCAAAAAAUAAAAUAAAAUAAAAUAAAAAUAAUGUUUAUUCACUUUGAAAAAUAUUUAUAAUGAAUGCCCAUAAGAAUAAAUGGAGAAUAAUGAUGAUAGACAAGAUUUAUAUCCCGAAGCAUCAUCAUCCAUGGGUGAUUUUGAGGAUCGGGCUUUUGCUACACUUGACAAAAAUGUUAAGGAAUUCCUUGCGGAAAUCCAAGGAGAAACGGCUUUGGAUGGAUUUCGCAAGGAGUAUGAAAUGCUUUAUGCCACAAUUCAAAAACAACACAAUUUUGAAAAAAUAUUGCACCAACAACAUCAAAACCUUUCCAUAGCAAUAGCCAAAAAUAAGAAAACCAUGAAAGAUGUGGAAAAAAUAAAUGAACAACAUCAAAUCACCAUAGCCCAACUAAAAAAUGAUAUUGACAAGAAUUGGAUUUUGGUUGAUGAUGCUCAAGACAAAGAAUCAAAUUACAAUAUCAAAAUCAAUUCUCUUAAGAAGGAAAUCGAUGAAUUGAACAAAGUUGUGGAAAGUGGUCAAACAGAGGCUAUGGCCGAAGACGUGCAACUUCAAGAUUUAGAAAAAGAAAAAAUGAAUGUUUUAAAGGAAAGAGAUGCUCAAAUGCAUGCUCUACAAGAGCUCAAAAACGUGCUUAAUGAAUGGAGUGAUAAGAAUCAAGCAAUUGAGCUAGAAAAAAUUAAUCUUGAGCAUAGCACCUCACUUCUUCAAGAAGAGUAUAUCAUGAAAAGAAAAGAAUGUGAUCGAGAAACAAAAAGGAAAGAAAAAUUGGAGAAAGAAAUGAAGAGUUUGCAUUUGGAGAUGGAAAAUAAGCAAGAAGAGAUUAAAAAAAAACAAGCCUUAAUGCAAGAGGCACAACACCAAAUUGACAAAUUGGAACUAAAAUUAAAAGAACAAAGAACUCUCAUUGACAAAGCUCAAAGGGAGCUUGAUUUAGUCUUGCAAAAGGUAGCUAAAGUUAGCAUUGAGUUAGAAGUGCAACUUAAAACAAAUACACAAUUGAUGUUUGAGAACAGUCAAAGACAAAGUGAACUCAAAGCAAAAGAGGAGGAAAUUGAAACUUGCAAAGACAACAUUAGUAAAAUCAAUAAGGUUUGCAAUAAUACACACAAUAAAUUGAAACAAGUUGAGUUUGCCAAAGAGGAUUUAGAGAAACACAAGGCUCAUAUUAUUGAAGAGAAAGUAAAUAUUGAAAAAGAAAUUGAAUUGCAAAAGAAGAAAACGAAUCAUGCACAAAAGCGCAUCGAUGAGUGUGCAAGAGAAAGAGAUGUUCUGAAUAAAAUGAAGUCUCAAGUUAAAGGUGUUGUAGAAAAACAACAGGACUUGAUGCAAAUUAAUCAAGUCAGAAUUCAUAAUCUAGAGGUUGAAUUGUCAAAGUAUCAGGGAUACAUUAAAAAACAAUUGGAAACUAUUCUUAAACUUGAAGAAGAAUGCAACCAAAAGAAUAUGGAACUUCAAGCCUAUGGAUUGAAACACAUAAAUGCAUGUGAAGAGCUUUUGAAAUGUGAGACUAAUAAUGUCAAAAUCCAAAAAGAAAUAUUAGCAUGGGAACCCAAAAUCAAACAUCAACAAAAUCUAUACAAAGUGAUUCAAAUAGAGCGGAAUGUAAAUAACAAAAAGUACAUAGAAGCUCAUGAUGAAAUUGGUGAAAUGAAACGUAAGUUUAAAGUGAUGAACAACUUAGUUGAGAAUUUGAAAGAUGAAAUCACAUCCAAAGAUGUUGCUAUAAUCAAAGAACAUGAGAAUCAUCAAAAGAUUGAAAAAGAAAGAGAAAAAUUGAAAGAAGAACUUUGUAAAGUCCAAUGGAAAAUCAAAUCAAUAGAUGUUGUCAUAAAUGACCAUAAUCUACAAAAUGAUAGUUUAAAGCACAUCCUUGAAGAAGGCGAUCUAGAUGUCAUGCAUCAAAAGAAAGAACUUGAAAUUGUUCAAAGUGAAAAAAGAGUUCUUGGAGCACAAUUGAUUCACAAAAACAACGAAUUGAUGGAAGUGUAUAAUAAGAUCCGAAUACAAGAGUCAAGUAUCCAUAAAGGCCACAUUGAUUAUUGCAAUCGGCUUUCUGAACUUCGUCAAUACAAAUUUAAACUUCAUAAUCUAAAACGUGAGUACACAAUGCUCACGGGUUCGUGUAAGAAUAUUGUAAUAUUAAGGAAAGAGGUUCACAAUUUGAGUCAACAAUUGGUGCAAGAAAAGACAAAAGUUAAAGCAUUAAGUGAGGAGCUUGAAAACCCUCUUAAUGUGCAUAGGUGGAGAAAACUUGAAGGUACAGAUCCGCAUUCUUAUGAAUUAAUUAUAAAAAUUCAAUUGCUUCAAAAAAAACUCACCUCAAAAACGGAAGAAGUGAUUGAGAAAGAUAUACUUAUACGAGAAAAAGAAAAACUUUACAUUGAAUUGUGUAAAAUUUCAGCAUCCCAACCAGGUAUUGAGGUAGCAAAACAAGUUGAUGUUUACAAACGUAAAUUGCAAGAUAAGAUGAAACACUUGUCAUACAUAACCUCGGAGCUUGCAAGGAAUCAAAUUCAAGUUGAUGAAUAUAAAACGGAAAUUGACACAUCCAUGAAAGAACUUGAUGUUGUUAAGAAACAAUAUUUUGCAAAUAAAAAAGCAGAAUUAGCUUGCCAACCCAAAAAACCAGUUUACCAGUUUUGAAAUCUUGAAACAUUGUGUAAUAUUUUUCCAAGGUAUAAUUAAUUUUGUAAAUGUGUUAAAAGUU
This is a messenger RNA of Physcomitrium patens, 3424 nucleotides long. NCBI's taxonomy places the organism in Eukaryota, Viridiplantae, Streptophyta, Bryopsida, Funariales, Funariaceae. The record is from RefSeq and is a predicted model, not a curated record.